AUGACCUGGAUUUCAAAGGCCAUCACAACCUUUGGUCUGGUGCUCGUAGCACAUGCCUGCUACUCGGCCCAGGAGCACUCGGCGCUGCAAUCCCUCCGGGCCACCAGCGCCGCCCUAUCGUCCACGCCCGCGUCCACAUCACUACCCAUCGAUAUAUCCAUCGAGACCAUAGUCGGGCUGUUCGUCACGGUGCUGGGGCUUGUCGCUGGCACGCCGACCCUGAGGCCGAUCCAGUGGCGCGUGUGGGCGGGCAAGGUCGAGCGCGAGGGCGAGCAAGGGUUCCUGAGGAGCAACGGCGAGGUGGAGAAGGACUUUGUCGGGAAUCCCUUCCGUGUGCUGGAGACGAGGCCCGGCUUCGUCGACAUCCGCACGCAGAGGAAGGAGUUUGCCGAGUGGGUGCGAGCUGGCGGCAAACAAUAG
Diaporthe batatas is the source of this 420-nucleotide messenger RNA. RefSeq lists its product as uncharacterized. The record is from RefSeq and is a predicted model, not a curated record. Gene Ontology annotation, biological process: protein folding in endoplasmic reticulum. The coding region runs from base 1 to 420 and encodes 139 amino acids. The transcript is spliced from 2 exons. Gene Ontology annotation, cellular component: EMC complex. NCBI's taxonomy places the organism in Eukaryota, Fungi, Ascomycota, Sordariomycetes, Diaporthales, Diaporthaceae.